This is a messenger RNA of Pichia membranifaciens NRRL Y-2026, 600 nucleotides long. RefSeq lists its product as hypothetical. NCBI's taxonomy places the organism in Eukaryota, Fungi, Ascomycota, Pichiomycetes, Pichiales, Pichiaceae. The record is from RefSeq and is a predicted model, not a curated record. Bases 1 to 600 code for a protein of 199 amino acids. The transcript has a single exon.
AUGAACUCACAGAAAUACCUGGAGUCGUACGGCUGGACUCCCGGCCAGCCGCUACAAAAGGGCGGGAUCAAGAAGCCGAUCCUUGUGUCGCACAAGUUUGACCUCAAGGGGGUUGGCCACGGCGCCAAGGAGAACGUCUCGUGGUGGGAGACGCUCUUUGACGGGCACUUGAAGUCGCUGGACGUAAACGGGAAGGACGGUUUUGGUGCGGACAACGCGAAGCGGGAGGCGCUCGAGCGGGCCGAGAAGAAGAAGCAGUCACCGUUGUACCAGAUGUUUGUCAAAGGGGAGGUGCUGCGAGGCACUGCCGAGCUACCGGAGUCAUCUGUGGGGGCGACAGGGGCCGCUGCGAAGCGGAAGGCAGAAGCAGAGCAGCCGGAGCAGCUCAUGUUCUUCUUCAGCAGCGACGACGAGAGCGACGGCGAAAGUCGGCAGCGCCAAAAACGCGCCAAAAAAGAGAAGAAGGUGAAAGACAAUAAGGAAAAGAAGGAAAAGAAGGAAAAGAAGGAAAAGAAGGACAAGAAGGACAAGAAGGACAAGAAGAGGGAGAAACUGGAGAAAAAGGCCAGGAAAGACAAAAAAAGGCAGAAAAGCCUCUGA